Xenopus laevis (African clawed frog) is the source of this 1862-nucleotide messenger RNA. RefSeq names its product peptidase inhibitor 15 L homeolog (gene pi15.L). Bases 283 to 1059 code for a protein of 258 amino acids. The record is from RefSeq and is a predicted model, not a curated record. NCBI's taxonomy places the organism in Eukaryota, Metazoa, Chordata, Amphibia, Anura, Pipidae. The transcript is spliced from 6 exons. Gene Ontology annotation, cellular component: extracellular region.
CCAGGAAUCAAGCAGUAAUGUGUAAAAGCUGUUAUCUAGAAAGCCUUCCAGCAGCCAAAGCUCUCUAGCAAGCAGGCUUUCCUUUUUUUCUUGUUUUCAAACCCCCACCCUCUUUUUUUUAUUUUCUUUCCCUGACUUCAUGACAGGAUAUAUUGUCCGGUAACAAGGCUGAGCAGUUCACAACAUAAAUCUCAGUUAACCAGCUGGAGCUUGUGCCACAUCUUUAGCAUUUGAAAGAUUCCAGGCACUGUAUUGCCAAGGCUGACAGCUUGCAUUUAAGCUAUGAUAGACAUGAUUUCAAUCAGUGCUGCUUUCCUGCUUUCCCUUCUGUGCGAAACAUGUGGUUUAGUAUUACCUAAGUCCUCAGACUUAGCAUCUGCAGCCAGCAAUUACACCAUCAUAGAGCCAGAUCUGAGCACUCGACUGGACGCUGUCAAAGCUCCCAAGGCCAGAAAGAAGCGCUACAUUUCUCAGAAUGACAUGAUCGCAAUCGUUGAAUACCAUAAUCAAGUCAGAGGCAAAGUCUUUCCACCUGCCGCCAACAUGGAAUACAUGGUCUGGGAUGACAACUUGGCAAAAUUAUCUGAAGCCUGGGCUGCUACCUGUAUAUGGGAUCAUGGCCCAUCCCAUUUACUGAAGUUCCUUGGUCAAAACUUGUCUGUGAGAACAGGAAGAUAUAAAUCUAUACUUCAGCUGGUGAAGCCCUGGUAUGAUGAAGUUAAAGAUUAUGCUUUUCCAUAUCCUCAAGAAUGCAACCCUCGAUGUCCUUUGCGAUGUUAUGGACCAAUGUGUACGCAUUACACACAGAUGGUGUGGGCCACAACCAAUAGAAUAGGGUGUGCUAUACAUACGUGCCACAAUAUGAAUGUAUGGGGGGCCGUAUGGAGAAGAGCUGUCUAUUUGGUGUGCAAUUACUCUCCAAAGGGCAACUGGAUUGGAGAAGCGCCAUACACAAUCGGAGUUCCAUGUUCAGCCUGCCCCCCGAGCUAUGGAGGAUCCUGUAGUGACAACCAAUGUUUUCCAGGAGUCACCUCCAACUACUUGCACUGGUUUAAGUGAUCUCAGUUUGUAUUGAUUACAAAAGACGAUCCGAGUUUCUUUUUUCUCAGUUUUACAUUAAAUUAUUAUGAGCUGCUGAGAUUCAAAUAUUUGCACGGUUAGAAACAGAGGCAGAUUUGUAACUUAUCUCCGCCGACAUUUAUCAUGGCAGAAGCAAGAUGGAGAAUUUAGCUAAUCUUUGGUGCUACUGUUUGCCUUUGAAACAGCUAUAGAUGUACAGUAUGAUGAUUUGAUGGAGGUGAAGAGAAGGGAAGACUUUACACUUGUCUAUAAGGAACAUAUUGGUUAGAGGUUUACGUUUCAGGCAGGUGCUUCAUCUAUAUACAGUAUGUUUGUUUUGUAACAAUAUUCUUCACAACUAUAUCAUAUUUAAAAGAUAUUGUCAUGUAGCGUUGAAUAUAAAUGAAUAUUCUAUGAAUAUAUUUCUAUCAGAGAUAACAGCUUUGUAGUCUGUAAGUAUUAUUGUAACAGAUGAUGUCAACCUAUACAAACCCCCUUUGUUAUUCAUUCGAUCAGUUGGCUCAAUCUCUGCCAGAUCUACUUACUAAAUCCUGAAGAAGGAGCAAAAUCUAUUGCAGAAUUCUUCUUUAGAAGAGGAAGCAAACACCAGAUAUUAUUAUAGAGCAACACAGAUAUCUUUAUUAAUGGUGCUUAUUUUGAUUCUAAUUUAUUUUUGGUGCUUUAUAUAAAAAACCUCUUAAAAUCAGCAUAGAAAUGUCUGCCAUUGUUAUGCUGUAAAUGUAUAUAAAGGGGGUUAUCAAGGUCAGUAUUUCUAAUAUCAAACUUCGAGCAACUCCGAAUUC